Molecule: messenger RNA, 1141 nt
Organism: Brassica rapa (field mustard)
Lineage: Eukaryota; Viridiplantae; Streptophyta; Magnoliopsida; Brassicales; Brassicaceae
Product: replication stress response regulator SDE2-like
Biological process (GO): regulation of gene expression
Cellular component (GO): peroxisome
Molecular function (GO): RNA nuclease activity
Source: RefSeq, a predicted model, not a curated record
AAUCAAUUGAACCAGUGUCCCGGUUCAGUAUCAUCCAAUCAGGGUGAAAUACAACAAUCAUAUAAUUUGGGUUUCCAACCUAUACAUGAUUUGGGCUUGUAAAACUCGUGGCCCACACGCCUCCCCUCACCGAAGGCUACCCACAGAGAUUGAAAAUCCCUAAUUUACCUUUUUCAUAUAUCUCUAGUUGUGUGUUUCCACCUAAGUGUCAAAACAUGUCAGGAAGAGGACAUAGCAUCGAGACAAAGACAUGCAUAUACUGGAACUUGGAGGAUUGCCCAAUCCCUGAAGGUCUGAACCCUGAUUUGAUUUAUGAGAAUAUCAAAUCAGCUCUUGAGAGUAAGGGUUAUGAUGUUGGUGGUGGUGACAUGUCAAUCAAUGCUUAUGCUGAUAAGAAAACAUUCUCUGAUGAAUUGCUCGAUAGAUAUGGAAUCAACCAAGUUCAAUUUCGUGGUGGACGUAAAGCUGACAGAGAGUUUCAAAUGUUAUGGGACUGUCUUUUGUGGAGGGUCGACAAUCAUCCAGAAGAAGCAAAUAUUAUGUUCAUCUUAAAUCUCUCUGACGACAGUGAGUUUAUCAAUUCACCUGACCACCAUGAGUUCUUAAAGAUUCUUGAAUCUUUGAAGUCGAGAGAUCACAAUGUCAUCAUAGCACAGCCGGGUGAAGUGGUUGCGUUACAAUUACUUCUUGCUACAAGUUCGGUAUGGCUUUCAACAAGUCUGUUGUCUGAAGGAAACCCUCUCGUCCUAACCCCAAGCUUUGAUUGCUUCGAUUCGGCGGAAGAUAUGGAGAAGGUUUUGGGUAUGGAUAGAUUGAUGAUCGAGCUUCGGUCACGAGGAAUGAAAUGUGGAGGGACGUUGCAGGAGUGCGCUGCAAGGCUCUUUUUACUUAAAUCAACACCACUCGAUAAGCUCCCAAAGCAACAUUUCAAGAAAAAGAAGAACGAACAGAAGAAGAAGACAAGAACUAGGUGUGACGCUGACUAAAUAAACCAAUUGGAAAACUAUAUUCUGUGUCAUCUUGUUUGUUAUUUUCUUUGAAUAAAAGUGUGCUUAAUAGAAUAUAAAGAUAAAACAUACUGAAAUGACGACCUUUGUUUUCCAGCACCAUUCAUAUAUUAUAUCAAAUUCGAAUUUGUUAA